Messenger RNA from Trichogramma pretiosum, 1074 nucleotides. RefSeq lists its product as uncharacterized. The transcript has a single exon. The record is from RefSeq and is a predicted model, not a curated record. The coding region runs from base 1 to 1074 and encodes 357 amino acids. NCBI's taxonomy places the organism in Eukaryota, Metazoa, Arthropoda, Insecta, Hymenoptera, Trichogrammatidae.
AUGACUGAGUUACCUACACCCGAAAUCGACUGCAAGCAGGUCGCCCAUUAUAUUCUGCAUCAUAGGAUUUGGCAAGCCAGCGAUCACGGCCCGACGUUGAGAGUGGUUUUCGAUGCUUCCCGACCGACAUCAACAGGUGUCAGUCUUAACGACGUGAUGUUCCGGGGUCCCAAGCUUCAGCGAGAAAUCUGGCUGGUGCUCCUUCGCUGGCGUCAACAUCGAGUCGCCUUUUGCAUGGACGUGCAGAUGAUGUACCGGCAGAUCAUGAUCGACGACCGCGAUGUCGACUGGCAACGCACACUUUGGAGCCCAAGUGCAUCAGAACCAGCGCGACAUUAUCGCCUGAAAACGGUAACCUAUGGCACCACGUGUGCGCCCUACCUGGCUCUACGCACCAUGCAACAACUGUACACUGAUGAUGGCGCUCAAUUGCCUGCCGCGAGACACGCUCUUCUGCACGAUCGGUACGUGGACUACAUAUUGUCCGGCAGUGCGGAUCUGUCCACUGCGAAGGACCUGUGCGAUGAAUUGAUCCGACUCAUGAAGGCAGGCGGGUUCACCUUGUGCAAGUGGGUCACCAACGAUCCACGCCUACUCGAAGAGCUCGACACUGACACUUGUCUACGACCCGAUUGGGUAAUGUUCACUGAUGAAGACCCGGUCAAGGAGCUCGGGGUCGCGUGGAACCUGAAGCGCGACUCUCUCUGUCUCCGUUACUCCAACUCCGAGAGGGAGCCGCGAAGUCCUCGCUGCGCUCGCUCGCAUCUACGACCCUUGUGGUUGGUGGCUCCCGCUACGCUUCUCGACAAAAUGCUGGUACAGGACCUCUGGAGGGUUCGCCUGGACUGGGACGACGAGCUCCAUGAGAACGCGAUCCGCGAGUGGAAAACCAUUCGCGAAGGCCUCGAUCGACUUACGGAAGUGAGCAUACCGCGCUGGACUCAGUCAACGCCCACUUCCAUUGACGCACAGAUUCACGUUUUUGCUGACGUUUUCGCGUCGAGCGAUGGCCGCUGUUGCUUACUUACGUCGCCAACAAGAAGACCGCGCUCAUCUGCAUCUGCUCGUCGCUAG